AUGUACGAGGUCGGGCGGGCGGUGGGCAAGGGCGGAUACGCCGUGGUGUACAAGGGCACUCGACGAGACGACGGCACGCGGGUGGCCAUCAAGCAGGUGGACCUGCACGAGAUGAGCGAGCGGAAGCGCCUGCGGUGCCUUCGCGAGGUGCAGCUCCUCGGCAACCUGCGGCACCCGGGCAUCGUGGAGAUGUACGAUUCGUUCCUCGACGACGAGAAGCUCUGCAUCGUCUUCGAGUGGGCCGCGGGCGGCGACCUCAAGCGCCUCCUCCGCAAGCAUCUCGCCGCGGGCGCCCUGCUCGACGAGGGAACCGUCUGGAGAACCUUCCGGCAAAUCGCCGCCGCCGUCGCGCACAUGCACGAGCGCCGCGUCAUGCACCGCGACAUCAAACCCGCGAACGUCCUCGUCACCGCGAACGGCCGGUGCAAGGUGGCGGACCUCGGCCUCGGCAGGCAGUUCGGCUCCAACACCGUAGCCGUCGACUCGAAAGUCGGCACGCCCUACUACGUGUCGCCCGAGGUGGUCAAGGGCGAGCCUUACGACUGGAGCAGCGACGUGUGGAGCCUCGGGUGUUUGCUGUACGAGCUCGCCACCCUACGGUCGCCGUUCGAGAUGGAGGGCGCGAACCUCUACGCCGUGUUCCAGCGCAUCAGCACGAAUUCGUGGGCGCCGCUCCCGUCGCACCGGUUCUCCCCGCCGCUCGUGGAGCUGGUCCGUCAGAUGAUGGACCCGAACCCGCGUGACCGUCCGUCGGCGCGGGAGGUA
This is a messenger RNA of Micromonas commoda, 765 nucleotides long. RefSeq lists its product with no specific name. Gene Ontology annotation, biological process: protein phosphorylation. The record is from RefSeq and is a predicted model, not a curated record. The transcript has a single exon. Lineage: Eukaryota; Viridiplantae; Chlorophyta; Mamiellophyceae; Mamiellales; Mamiellaceae. Gene Ontology annotation, molecular function: ATP binding; protein kinase activity. The annotation marks the transcript as partial.